This is a messenger RNA of Miscanthus lutarioriparius, 1848 nucleotides long. NCBI's taxonomy places the organism in Eukaryota, Viridiplantae, Streptophyta, Magnoliopsida, Poales, Poaceae. The record is from the annotation of a GenBank genome assembly.
AUGGCCGGCAAGGGUGACGGGCCGGCGAUCGGCAUCGACCUCGGCACGACCUACUCCUGCGUCGGCGUGUGGCAGCACGACCGUGUCGAGAUCAUCGCCAACGACCAGGGUAACCGCACCACGCCCUCGUAUGUCGCCUUCACCGACUCCGAGCGCCUCAUCGGAGAUGCGGCCAAGAACCAGGUCGCCAUGAACCCCAUCAACACCGUCUUUGAUGCCAAGCGUCUCAUCGGCAGGAGGUUCUCUGAUGCUUCUGUCCAGGGCGAUAUGAAGCUCUGGCCCUUCAAGGUCAUUUCUGGGCCUGGUGAGAAGCCAAUGAUUGUUGUCCAGCACAAGGGUGAGGAGAAGCAGUUUGCAGCUGAGGAGAUCUCCUCUAUGGUUCUCAUCAAGAUGCGUGAGAUUGCUGAAGCUUACCUUGGCAGCACGAUCAAGAAUGCUGUUGUCACAGUCCCUGCCUACUUCAACGACUCACAGAGGCAGGCCACAAAGGAUGCUGGGGUGAUUGCUGGCCUCAAUGUGCUGCGUAUCAUCAAUGAGCCAACUGCUGCUGCAAUCGCCUAUGGUCUUGACAAGAAGGCUACCAGCGUUGGCGAGAAGAACGUCCUCAUCUUUGACCUUGGAGGUGGUACCUUCGAUGUAUCCCUCCUCACCAUUGAGGAAGGCAUCUUUGAGGUCAAGGCCACAGCUGGUGACACCCAUCUUGGAGGUGAGGACUUUGACAACAGGAUGGUCAACCACUUCGUCCAGGAGUUCAAGAGGAAGAACAAGAAGGAUAUCACUGGCAACCCGAGGGCUCUUAGGAGGCUGAGGACUGCUUGUGAGAGGGCGAAGAGGACUCUGUCUUCCACUGCUCAGACCACCAUUGAGAUCGACUCCCUGUAUGAGGGCAUCGACUUCUACUCCACCAUCACCCGUGCCAGGUUUGAGGAGCUCAACAUGGACCUGUUCAGGAAGUGCAUGGAGCCUGUGGAGAAGUGCCUGAGGGAUGCCAAGAUGGACAAGAGCAGCGUGCACGAUGUUGUCCUUGUUGGUGGUUCCACCCGUAUCCCCAGGGUGCAGCAGCUGCUCCAGGACUUCUUCAAUGGCAAGGAGCUGUGCAAGAACAUCAACCCUGAUGAGGCCGUUGCCUACGGUGCUGCUGUCCAGGCCGCUAUCCUGAGCGGUGAGGGCAACGAGAAGGUGCAGGACCUGCUUCUGCUGGAUGUCACCCUCUCUCCCUUGGUCUGGAGACUGCCGGAGGUGUACGAGGGUGAGAGGACCAGGACCCGCGACAACAACCUGCUGGGCAAGUUCGAGCUGUCCGGCAUCCCCCCUGCCCCCCGUGGUGUCCCCCAGAUCACGGUGUGCUUCGACAUCGACGCCAACGGCAUCCUGAACGUGUCCGCUGAGGACAAGACGACGGGGCAGAAGAACAAGAUCACCAUCACCAACGACAAGGGCCGUCUGUCCAAGGAGGAGAUCGAGAAGAUGGUGCAGGACGCGGAGAAGUACAAGUCGGAGGACGAGGAGCACAAGAAGAAGGUGGAGUCCAAGAACUCUCUGGAGAACUACGCGUACAACAUGCGCAACACGAUCAAGGACGAGAAGAUCGCUUCCAAGCUGGAGGGCGACGACAAGAAGAAGAUCGAGGAUGCGAUCGACGCGGCCAUCGUCUGGCUGGACGCCAACCAGCUGGCCGAGGCGGACGAGUUCGAGGACAAGAUGAAGGAGCUGGAGUCGCUGUGCAACCCCAUCAUCGCCAAGAUGUACCAGGGCGCGGGGGCCGACAUGGGCGGCGCCGCCGGCAUGGACGAGGACGCCCCCGCCGGCAGUGGCGGCCCUGGCCCCAAGAUCGAGGAGGUCGACUAA